Messenger RNA from Odontomachus brunneus, 3335 nucleotides. RefSeq names its product coatomer subunit gamma (gene gammaCOP). Gene Ontology annotation, cellular component: endoplasmic reticulum; COPI vesicle coat; Golgi membrane. Gene Ontology annotation, biological process: intra-Golgi vesicle-mediated transport; endoplasmic reticulum to Golgi vesicle-mediated transport; organelle transport along microtubule. The transcript has 6 exons. Gene Ontology annotation, molecular function: structural molecule activity. The record is from RefSeq and is a predicted model, not a curated record. Bases 222 to 2846 code for a protein of 874 amino acids. Lineage: Eukaryota; Metazoa; Arthropoda; Insecta; Hymenoptera; Formicidae.
UAACUGAAAAGCACUCUGUUGUUACAACUGACAUGAAUCUCAUUUUUUAUUCGAUAUCGUUCGUUUCUAAUUAAAAAGAACAAAUUUAUAAGACGAUACUUCAGAUCGUGACGUAUCUGCGGAAAAGGUUAGGAAUCGGCGCAAACCGUAAUGGCCGUUUAGAACACGUCAGGUGACGUGUCGCGUGUCUUUCUGCUUUACGAGAUCGUACUUGAAGAAAUAUGAUUGCGUUCAAACGCGACAAGAAAGAGGAGGAAGAUGGCGGCGGGAAUCCCUUCCAAAACCUCGAGAAGACGACGGUUCUGCAAGAAGCGCGCACCUUCAACAAUACACCUGUGAAUCCCCGAAAAUGCGCGCAUAUCCUCACCAAAAUCUUGUACUUGCUCAAUCAAGGUGAACAGCUGGGCACAACAGAAGCCACAGAGGCCUUCUUCGCUAUGACCAAAUUGUUUCAGUCACGCGACGUUAUUCUGAGACGACUGGUUUACUUAGGCAUCAAGGAGCUAAGUUCUCUGGCAGAAGAUGUGAUUAUAGUCACUUCCAGCCUCACCAAGGAUAUGACAGGAAAGGAGGAUCUAUAUCGAGCUGCAGCCAUCAGAGCGCUUUGUACCAUUACUGAUGGCAGCAUGCUAGCAGCUAUUGAACGAUACAUGAAGCAGGCUAUUGUCGACCGUUCUCCAGCAGUGUCCAGUGCUGCGUUGGUCUCUUCUCUGCAUCUGACCAGUGUGUCUGGUGAUGUCGCGAGGAGGUGGGCCAAUGAGGCUCAAGAGGCAUUGAAUUCCAACAACGUGAUGGUCCAGUAUCAUGCAUUGGGUGUGCUGUAUCAGGCGCGAAAGGCGGACAAGCACGCGGUAAUCAAGCUGGUGGCCAAGCUCAUGAAGACAAGUCCAAAGAGUCCCUACGCAGCCUGCAUGCUGAUCCGAAUGGCGUAUAAACUGUUGGACGAGGUGGACGAAGGAGAAGAACUGAUAGGAUUCAUUGAGUCGUGUUUGAGACACAAGUCCGAGAUGGUGGUCUACGAGGCGGCUCACGCUCUGGUCAAUCUCGGACGUAGCGGCGCUCGAGAGAUCGGGCCCGCGAUCAGCGUGCUGCAACUGUUCUGCGGCUCGCCGAAGCCAGCUCUUCGAUUCGCCGCGGUCAGAACUCUGAACAAGGUUGCGAUGUCGCACCCAGCGGCGGUUACAGCCUGCAAUCUGGAUCUGGAGAACUUGAUUACGGACUCGAACAGAUCGAUCGCCACUUUAGCUAUCACUACUCUUCUGAAGACCGGAGCAGAGAGCUCAGUAGACCGACUGAUGAAGCAGAUCGCUACCUUUGUAUCUGAGAUCUCGGAUGAAUUCAAAGUCGUGGUUGUACAAGCCAUCAGGGCCUUGUGUCAAAAAUUCCCGCGCAAGCAUUCUGUACUGAUGAACUUCCUUUCCGCUAUGCUGAGGGACGAAGGUGGCCUAGAGUAUAAAGCAGCGAUCGCCGACACCAUCAUCGCCGUGAUGGAGGGAAACGCAGAGGCGAAGGAAGCAGGUCUCGCUCAUCUCUGCGAGUUUAUCGAGGACUGCGAACACAUCUCCCUGGCAGUUCGUAUUUUGCACUUGCUCGGUCAAGAGGGCCCAACAUCGAAACAUCCAUCGAGAUACAUUCGCUUCAUUUACAACCGCGUGAUUCUUGAGAGCGCCAGCGUGCGCGCCGCAGCCGUCACCGCUUUGGCGCGUUUCGCCGCCGCUUGCCCACUCUUGCUGCCGAACGUGUUGGUGUUGCUGUCGCGUUGUCAACUGGACUCUGACGACGAGGUUCGCGAUCGCGCGGCUUACUACUGCACGAUUUUGCAGCAAAAAAGCGAUCCGACCAUGUUACCUCUGGUGCAACCACCCUCGUUGUCCGUGCCAUCUUUAGAAAGAGCCUUGCGAAAUUACAUGCAGACAACUAUGGAAGAAUCGUUCGACAUUUCCCAGAUACCACCAGCUCAGACGAUAGAGGAGCCAGCUCAGGUGGAAAUACACACCACUAUUAAGCAGCCUCGUUUGACCAGAGAAGAGAAUUUCAUGGAAAAACUGUCGCAGAUUCCGCAACUAGCCGCGAUCAUCGGUGAUUCGUCAUUACUGAAAUCCUCGCCGACGUUUGAACUAACCGAAUCCGAGACGGAAUAUAACGUUAAAUGUAUUAAGCAUACAUUCCCCGAGUAUCUUAUUUUGCAGUUCGACUGCGUGAAUACUCUGUCUGAUCAGCUUCUUGAAGAUGUGGUGGUAGCCGUUGAACCAGCCGAAGGGUACUCGGUCAUAUGCGUGGUGUCGUGUCCACGAUUACCUUAUAACGAACUAGACACCACGUACACGGUAUUGAAGUAUCCGGAAGAUGUUCACGCGAGUGUCGCCACUAUUCCUACAACUCUCAGAUUCAUAGCAAGAGAUUGCGAUCCAACAACGGGGAUACCAGACGCAGAUCAAGGAUACCACGAUGAAUAUAUGUUGGAAGAUUUAGAAGUAACUCUAGCUGACCAAGUACGUGGCGUUAAUAACAGAGGUUUCGAUUUUAAUACCGCUUGGGACACGUUCACCGCGAAGGGAUUCGCCAAAUUAGAAGAGACGUUCGUCCUGGGAGCUUCAGUGACUUCUUUGGAAGGAGCGAUACAAAGUCUUACGGGAUUUUUGGGAUUGGAAGCCGUGGAACGCAGUAAUAAAGUACAAAGUGGCUCGACCGCGCACAAUCUGCUCCUGAGCGGUGUCUUCCGAGGAGGAAAGGAAAUAUUGGCACGUGCACGACUGGCGCUGAGCGGAACGCAAGUUACAAUGCAACUGUCCGUUCUCUGUCAAGAUUCAGAUGUUGCCGAUUUGAUAGUUUCGUCUGUGGGAUAAAUCGCAGUAGAAUUAUUUUCAUAUUAUAAAAACAUCUUUAGAAUAUACAUUCAUCUCUCUGUAAAAUAAUCUUUAUAAUAUAAGAUAAUUAUUACAUGAAAAUAGUCCAGGAAUAUUAUUAUAUUAUUUUGUUUUUCUACAAUUAAUAUAUGAUGUGAUUUCUCUUUAAAGCAGAUGACUAUUCAACAAUCUCUUGUCAUAUGAAACGAUAUUUACGAUUGCGGACGAAAUAGAGUAAUAAUCUAUCAAGUUUAAUAUAUAAUUUUAUUCUUUCAUAAUUUGAGUAAUUUUUAGGAAAUUUUUUUCCGGUAGACUUCAAAUGGGAAACACUCGUAAAAUGGGAAAGGAAUAUAUCGACAAUAAUGAUAUACCAAAAUUUUUUUACACAUACAUAUAUAGAUAUCUAUAUAUUUCUUUUCACAUAAAUUUAUUCGUGCAUUGAGAAUUAUAAAAGUGUUAAAUAGUGUAUAAAUAUAUUAUUAUCAGAUA